Diatraea saccharalis (sugarcane borer) is the source of this 1383-nucleotide messenger RNA. The record is from the annotation of a GenBank genome assembly. Lineage: Eukaryota; Metazoa; Arthropoda; Insecta; Lepidoptera; Crambidae.
AUGAAGCAUGACAAUGGAGGGAUGGUGGCGGUGGUUCAAGGGUUGGACGACGCGGGGCUGGUCGUCACAUUGAUGGGUCGUCGAACUAACGCAUGCGCCAAAGCUAAUGGUGGCGUCACACAUGCAAAGUCUUCAAUUGAAACACGCGCAGCCAUCCUUCCCACUACCAACACAGCUGCUCAAGUGCUCGACGAUCGUUACACCAGUAGCUACAAAGUGGCACACUGCAAUGUUACUCCGACGUCUCCACCACCUAACUCUUCAGAGUUUCUUAAACAAAGGAAUGAGAUCAACCCGAGAUUAUCAAAUGUGCAGUGUUCUAAAGCAACAGAGGCAUUCGUUAACUCCUUACGAAAAUACCCGAACGUUUCACCAGAAAGACAACAAUCCUCGGAUUUUAUUGAACGUCUCCUAGCCUAUACCCAAGCCAAAAAUUGUGAGUUAAAAAAAAUAUAUGAUUUAUUAGAAACUGGGUCGCGGAAGAACAUUCUUUAAAACGGGAUUGUUCCGGUAAAUUCGGGGCAGGUGGCAACCCAGAGUUUGACCCACCGACGAUAGAUUCGACUUAUUUAAGUUUUACUGUGCAAUAAUAAAUUUCAAUAUUACAGUUUCCAAAAGUUCCUACCAUUCGAAGAUGAUACGGAAGAUGCGCAACAAAAUCGUCACCGAAGCAAAAAAAGAUGGCGUCAAGUCGGUCAAAUCGUCAAAGAGUGUUCAAACGAACACGCGUUUGCGAGUCAGUACGAAAGAGAGGUAGUAAUGACUAUAAGAGAACCGGAGUGAAGAUAACACAUGUCUUAUUGCCGCGACUUUGCCUACGUAAAUUAUAGCUUACUAACUGUCUAGCGAGUUCGCAUGCGCAUGUUAUAGCCUUUUUUUUUCGGAACCUAUUCGAUGCAAAUAAACAAACAUACAAACAAUCAAAUCUUUCCUCUUUAUAAUGUCGUCCGCGUAUGAUAUAGCUACCCGUAGUUGAAAGAAUUUUUAAAGUCUUCCAGUAGUUUCGGAAACUGUACGACGCAACAGUCAUCUAGCUUAUUAUAUUAGAACAAUUAUAAUGCAUUCACAAUGCUAUCCACGUUGUCUCUGGCACUCUGAAACUCGAACCCAUGGUCUUUAGCAAUCCGUAUGACUACUCUAACCACUGAACUACCCACGACCUAACAGGACAGAAAAAAUAUUUUUUUAAAGCAGUUGUUACUUUUUCGAUACUACAGAGCAAAUUUUUAUCAAUGUUCAGGCAAUCCACCCAAAUAGCCGAAUAAAUAUUGGAAACAAAAAAUAUAUUAAUUUCUGUGACACGAUAAGUUAGCGUUAUUAAAAUCCUAUGAUUUUGACCAAUCGUAUCUUUAUCAUAAUCCUACAACAUAUAUUCCAUCAUAA